CACUCAGAGUGGUUUGUUUUCAUUCCGAGUCUGAAAUUGACACUGAAACAUUUAUUACAUUUUCAACUUCUCUAGAGACAACAACAACACAGCAAGUUGCUGUCAAAUAAAAUAGAAGAUUUAAAUAAAAUAUAAUUUAGUUAAAAAAGCCAAAUCGAACAAGUGCCAAUCGAGAAAGAGUGUUAAACUAAACCAAUCGAAAGCAAUUGAAACCAACGAGUCUUGCGAAAGACAAACCACAUCAAAAACAAAUUGUGGAAAACCCAAGAGAAAAGAGAAAAUCUCUGUUAUUGCGUUGUAUUGUUGGAAAAUAAAAAUAGAAUAAAUUUCUUCAUUUGCUCAAUGCCAAACACUUAGACACUUGCAUGGGUAAUAAUUUAACAACAAGUGGAAAACCAAGCCAAAGACGAGAAAGGACCCUCUUUAAUAGGCUGAGUUGCAGUUGCACUCAGACCAACACAAACAUGAAGGUUAAGGUGACAAAGAUACUUUCCUUGCCAGUAUCGAAAACUCCAUCACCCUUAACCUUAACUCCGUCUCCGUUAUCAUCAACGCCAUCUUCACCCUUAAGUCUAAUGGAGCAUAACGAAUGGAAUAAACAAGAAAAGGGUCCACAUAUCGAACAGUUGCCCAAUGAUAUGUGGCUCGAGAUUAUGUCCUAUUUGUCAUACAAUGAUCUGCAACAGUUGCGUAUGGUUAAUGGGCGAUGUCGUGAUCUGGUGAAUCGACGAUGUUUCCGAUCUAAAUCGAAGGUGAUUGUCAGCAGUCACAAUUUGUUGGACAUCAAGGAGUAUGUGGAGCAGGGAUGUUCAUAUCUAAGUUUUGAGAGAAUGGAGCUACGCAAUUUACGUCAGUGUGAUCAAUUGGAGCAUUUUCUGAAGCUUGUUGGAUCGCAGGUGACACAUCUGCAGGUGUGCCAUGCACCAGUGUUUCGUGAUCUGGAUGGGAAGAUGCCGAAUCUCAAGAUGCUGACAAUUGCCACCACCAGCUUGUUGGAUGACAAUCAUCUACAGCCAGUGGAUGGGAUAGAUUUAAAGCAGUUUGUCCAUUUGAUGGGGUUCGAAUGUGAUGGCGUUAGUAUGGACUCGUCAAUGAAAUUGCAAAUGCUACAGCAACUAAGUCGUUCAGAGAACAAAAUACAAUUGCGUCAUUUACAAUUUGAGUACAGGCGAAACAAUGAAAUGGCCCUGGCUCAAGUGCUGUACGAUCAUGCUAAUUCGCUGGAAUAUGUGGAUAUAUUCUUUAGUUGCUCACCGGGCAUCGAUACAUAUAAAUGGACAAAUGCCUUUGAGAGAAUGAGCAAACUACAAACCCUGAAACUCUCUGGGAAUUGUCAUUUCGUUCUGCUCGAUGCCAUUAUUAGAUCCAUUCCGGCUGAGGCUCCGCUUCGGCAGCUAGAUUUAACUGGGAUGCUGUCACUUACCAAUGAGUUGCUACUGUACGUUGCCGGCAAAUGGACAAAUACUAUGCGGAAAUUGGAUCUUAUGUUCUGCGUUCAGUUGAAUGCCAGUUGUAUUCCUGCUCUGCGGCAGCUAAGCGGCAAACUGCAAGCCCUAACCAUGGGAUACUGUCGAGAACUGACCGGAUUGUGUCUAGUUGAGGGUUUGGCCUACAAAAUGAAUAGCACACUGCAAGAGCUGCGCCUGGAAGAGGUGUGUUUUAUUGAUGAACCAUCCAUGUGCACAAUUCUGGAACGACUACCCAAUCUGCGACGUCUUAGUCUAGAAAACUGCCGUCAAACCGUCACCGAUAAGACUAUGGCUGCAAUAUGCCAGUAUCAGACAGGCCUAAAGGAUCUCAAUAUCGAUUAUUGUGUGAAAAUCACUGACUUGGCUUUACUAGGAUAUGGCGACAAACCUUAUGGAAUCAAAAGGUUACGAGGAUUGCGUGAAUUGAACUUACGGGGAUGCCGCAAUUUGACAGAUCGAGCUCUGAUAGAAGCUCUACAUUUACCCGAAUUACGUAGUCUAUCGGUGGGAUACUGUCGUUUUCAGCCUGAAGGUAUUCAGGCCAUUAGCCAUAAUUGCCCUUCACUAGAGUCCCUCUGUCUUUCCAGUUGCGUUCUGAUCGAUGAUGAUACAGUGCGUCAUUUUAUGCGAAAUUUAAAACGUUUACGUUGUCUGAACAUAAGCAACUGUAUGAAACUGACUCUUCAAUCUAUACAUCAUAUUGUCCGACAUGGACAUAAUUUGACUGAACUUAUUGCAUGUUCCAUUGAUGGUGUGGACCACGAGGUAGCCCAACGAAUUCUUGAACAUCAUCGUCCACAAUUAAAGCAGGUUCUGCUAUAGCAGGAGAGGUAUAUCCACUGACAGAGUGACGAUGACGAGACAGAAAUUAUUGAAAUUGUGGUGUAAAAAAUGUAGGAAGAGAGGAAAUUAAAAGUAGGACUCGGUGCAAUAAAAUGAAGCCAAGCGUUCAUUAUUCAUAAUAAAUACUCCUGCAAAAUCGGAAUAAGUUGCAAUUCCUGAAAAUACUUGAUUUUAAAUGUAAAUAUAAUGGCAAUUGCAUUACUAUCGCUGUACAAUUCAAACAUGUGACAUGACUUUGAAGGGUGAAAUCAUAGAUUUAUAUGUACAUAUAUAAAAUUACUAAUAAUAAUUUAUUAUCUUAAGGACAAAAGUCUUCUUACAAUUAGCGAAUGCCAAAUAGCAAACGAAGUACAACCAUACCUCUUCAAUAAAUGCAAAAUAACAUUUCCAAUGAGAAGGAAAUAAAAAGCAUUAAUUAACAAAUUAAUAAGCUUUAGUUUAUAAGUGAUUUCUUAAAUGUCGAAUAUGUAUGUAAAAAUUUCCUUUGGCUUACACUUGUCAUGGCAUAAGAAGCAUACUUAUGUCCUGAUAACGAAUAAUAAUUAAGACUUUACUUAAUAACUCCAAGAGCUUAGAUCAAUGUAACUUUUUAAGGCAAUGUCGUCUAAAUAAGUGUUCAAGGUAUACAUCAGUUUACCUAAUAUUCGAUUUCGUGUCAAAGCAAAAGGACUCUUGACAAAUAUUCACAGCAAUCGUUUGCCAUUUUCAAGGCAAAUGGUUUCAUGCUAAUUAUUUAAUGUGUUAGUAGUUUAAGAAAUAUGAUUAAUUCAUAUUGAAAAUAUCGAGUGAUGAAUGUUUUAAAAAAGUAUGAUAUAAAUGGCUUUACUGAUUGCUGAGCAUCUUCAGAAAUUCUUUUA
Drosophila willistoni is the source of this 3169-nucleotide messenger RNA. RefSeq names its product dynein regulatory complex subunit 6. The transcript has 2 exons. Bases 366 to 2291 code for a protein of 641 amino acids. NCBI's taxonomy places the organism in Eukaryota, Metazoa, Arthropoda, Insecta, Diptera, Drosophilidae. The record is from RefSeq and is a predicted model, not a curated record. Gene Ontology annotation, molecular function: protein binding. Gene Ontology annotation, biological process: SCF-dependent proteasomal ubiquitin-dependent protein catabolic process. Gene Ontology annotation, cellular component: SCF ubiquitin ligase complex.